AUGACCCAAAUCAAACCCAAGUCUGCGGCGAUCCCACAGCCCUCGACACCAUCGGGACAAUCAACAUCCACUAUGACCUCUUCACCGCCCUUAUCACCGUCCUCGUCUCGCCCUCAUGCAUCAGACGAUGAGCUCACAUCCGACCUGUCCGAAUCAUGGAUGGAAGUCGACGAGCGAUCUUCUGUCGGUCCUUCGGUCCUUGGCGAUGUCGUCUUCAGCGAUACUAGCAGCGAUUCUCAUGGACUAGAACACGAAACUCGAUCUCAGUGGUCAGCCUCUUCUGAUGGAGGUAGAGAUGGGGAUAUUGAAGAUGGAGGGGCGGUAAUCCUCGAACCUACCCGGCACGAUGAGAUGGAUUCACCUUCACUUACAGGAUAUACCGACGCUGAAGCUUCGACUUGCAAGCUUGAUUCUUCACGAGAGACCCUUCACACCUCCUCGGAUCAAAUCCGACUGAUCUACCCCGACGGAGCAUCUUUCACUACCUCUUCUUCCGGUACUCUCAGCGGAGGUUUCACUCCUUCUGCUUCCAUCUCCGCCUUGACACCUAUGGCUCAACCCGAUCAAGGUCCUCGACCACGAGCAGGAACCAGUAUCGUACAACCAACUAUCUCACCUAUCGUCGCCUUAGGCAGAAUGUCUCCCAGAAGAAGUUCCAGUCCCGUCAGAAGAGGUGUUGAGGACUCAUGGUUGAAAUCAAGUAAAUUAUGGACUCCUCCGACCGAUUCGCCCAACAUCUCUUUGGAAGAUAGGAGUAAAUACCAUCUCCUACAGAGUAAUGACAAUAUCAAAGAAACGGAUGAAGAGGAUAAAGCAUUUCAGGUGAUCGAAGAUCUCGAGAUGCCCAAGCUAACUAUCGGCAACGAAGAAGUCGGUGAUGAAACCCUUACUGGGAAAAGAAUUCAGUCUUUUCUAAAGAACCUCGAUGAAAACUUACCAGAGAAAAGCUUUCCCUCAGAGGCGGCUGAGGCCGCUGAACGCGUCAGAGAUGAUAUUGUAGAUGACAUGGAAGCUCAGCAAGUCCUCGCUGCUGACAAUAUCGAAGCGAUCAAAACGAUUGCAAAGAAGUGGUCGACAAGAGUUUCCUACUUCGCUCUCGCUUCAAUACUCUCAGUAGCCUUGAUUCGAACGUUCGGCUCCAACAUGUUCGUACCCUUCGUCCCCGACUAUAAAGACCCAGCGACCAAUAUCGGUACUACCUCUAUGCCAUUGGAGACCCCUAAAUCAUCGUCCUUCUGGGACCAUUUAUCGUUUUCUUCUCCUGCUGCUACAUUUUCAGCGUCAUCCGCCAGUACACCAAUUACAGCUGUCCAACCCGAUCCCCGUCUGAUCGAACAAGCUUUAUCGACUUUAUCAUCUAUACACGAUAGGCUCUCCUCAGCUGCUAGCACCAAACCCACUGCAGAUACAGCAUAUCAGAAAACAGACAAAGAUGACAAAGCUCGAAGCACCGACGCAAGGUCCUCUACCUCAUGCUGUUCGCUCUCGGUCAGGGAUCACAACGUUGCUCUUACGGUACCACCUGCAGCAAAUCCUCCCGAUUCUAGAGUCUCACUUGCGAGAAAGUUUACUCAGAAGUUACUGAGGGUGAAUAAAACCGACGGACCUGAUACAAAUACCACGAGCACCUCUUCAGCUCCUGUUGUCGACUGCUCUUGCAGCUUGUCUACCAUUGUCCAAUCCCAAAUCCUCGAACGGAUAGUUAAACCGGCAAAAGCAUAUGCUUUGACCACAUCCAGAUAUAUCGACGCUGUUCUUGGCUCAAUACUCCACUCUACCGUUCGACUUCUUGGCUCAGGUCUUCAUACGACUAAUCAAGCUCUAUAUCAAGCCUCGAGAGGUGCAAAUGCUGUCAAGAACCGUAUCAGAGACUUCUUCACCUCUCAUUCACCCGCUUCCAAAGAGGAGUCCCUCGCUCGCGCUUCAGCGAUGUUCGACUCAUUAUCCGAAUACGUCGAGACCCGCCUUGACGCUCUUUCGGACUCGCUGGAUGAACAAGCUGAUAUCAUGCACGAGAAGAGCAUGGAGUGUAUCAUCAAAGCCAAGAAAGGUCUGGACCGACUCAUAUCUGAUUACAAGGCGUACAGGGGGGUUGAGGGCGUUGGUCAUCCGAAACUGAAAUCUACCGAUGUUGAGAAAGAUGGACCAUUACCUUUCACGCAUAUGGAUUCAUCUUACCAAUCGACCAAAGGGGGAGGCGGAUGUAAGAAGACCAGAAGAGGACAAGCUAGACAUGAGAGAAGAAUGUUGAAGAAGGAGUUGAGAUUGAGAGGAAAGAAAGUAAAUAUGAGUAUCCCACCGAUGGAAAACCCUUCAAGAGGUAAAAGAUUCAUGGAUAUGAUACAUCAUGGUGCUAUGGCACUUGUUUUAUGA
Messenger RNA from Kwoniella botswanensis, 2373 nucleotides. RefSeq lists its product as uncharacterized. NCBI's taxonomy places the organism in Eukaryota, Fungi, Basidiomycota, Tremellomycetes, Tremellales, Cryptococcaceae. The transcript has 3 exons. The record is from RefSeq and is a predicted model, not a curated record. The coding region runs from base 1 to 2373 and encodes 790 amino acids.